Gymnogyps californianus (California condor) is the source of this 3140-nucleotide messenger RNA. RefSeq names its product dynein axonemal assembly factor 2 (gene DNAAF2). Lineage: Eukaryota; Metazoa; Chordata; Aves; Accipitriformes; Cathartidae. Bases 1 to 2340 code for a protein of 779 amino acids. The transcript is spliced from 4 exons. The record is from RefSeq and is a predicted model, not a curated record. Gene Ontology annotation, cellular component: cytoplasm. Gene Ontology annotation, biological process: axonemal dynein complex assembly.
AUGGCGGGCGCGGGGCGGCUGGACGAGCUGGAGCUGAGCGCCGAGGAGGCGGAGCGGCUCCAACAGGCCUUCCGCGACGAGCAGUUCCGGGCUCUGUUCGCCGAGUACGCGGCGGAGCUGGCCGACCCGGAGCAACGUCGGCUGUACGAGGAGGAGGUGACGGCCCUGGAGCGGGAACGCGGCGUGGAGGUGCGCUUCGUCCACCCCGCGGCGGGCUACGUGCUGCGCACCAGCCAGGCCGGCUCCCGCCGUUGCUACCUCAACGUCUGCAGCAACCCACACGUCGGGGUGCCGCAGGUCCACGCCGAGCCCGGUGGCCACCGCUGGGCCCUGCCCUACAGCCUGGCGCCGGGCCGUGAGGAGCUGGGCCGCGGGGGCCAACGCCGCCUGGUCUACGACGUGGUUUUCCACCCGGCGGCUCUCCGCCUGGCCGCCCGCAGCGCCCGCUUCCGCCGCCUGCUCAACGACACGGCGCUGGAGGCCGUGGAGCGCCACUGCGCUGUGCAGCUCGACCGCACCAACGCCGCCGUCCUCCGCGGCACCAAGUACAAGGGCGUCCCGCAGGCGCCCGUCAUCCGCACCCCGCUGCCCGGCGGCGCCCCGCCGCCGGCGGCCGACGGCGGCUCCCCGCUGCCGCCCUUCCCCUUCCCGCCCGCCGCCGCCGCCGCCCCGCCGCCGCCCGCCGCCCCUCCGGCGGCCCGGCCCCCCGGCCCCACCACGCCGCGCUGGAGCAUCCGUCACCGCUCCUACGUGGACCUGCAAGACUACCGGUGCUGCCGCGACUCGGCGCCCAGCCCGGUGCCGCGGGAGCUGGUGGUGACGGUAGAGCUGCCGCUACUGCGCUCUGCCGCCCAGGCCGCGCUGGAGAUCCGCGGCCGGGAGCUGCGCCUCGACUCGCAGCGUCCCGCCUACCGCCUGCGCCUCCGCCUCCCCUACGACGUGGACGAGAACCGCGGGCGGGCCGCUUUCAACAAGGCCCAGCGGCAGCUCCUGGUCACGCUGCCCGUGGUGCCGCGGCCCGGCCCGCAGGAACCGCUAGGCCCUGCCGGGGAACGGCUGGAGGAGGCCGAGCCCGCUGCCGAGGGGCUGGGCGAGCCGCCGGCGGCUGAGGCGGGCGGUGAGGCGGCUCCUCCCCCGGGCCCCGGCGGCGGCGUGGCCCGGAACACGUGCGGCGGCGGGGAGCCCGCCGAGAGCCCCGCCGAGCCCCCCGCGGGCGGUGACCCGCCACCGCCCCGCACCGGCGCCGCUUCCCCCGUUCCCAGCGCCAGCCCCGAGCCGGCGGCGCCCUGCGGCCUCGGCGGGGACGCCCCUCCGUGCCCUCCCGAGAGCCCGGCCCACCCGGCCGCAGAGGGCAGCCCGGGCGAAAUGGCUCUUCCCCGGGGCUCCGACAGCCCCGAGGCCGCCGUGUGCCCUCCCUUCCAGUGCCGGCAGGAUGAGGCCUCCCUCACCCUGCUCCUGCAUGUGCCUGGCAUCCGGCCCCAGAGCCUCAGCGGGGACGUGGGCACGAACCACUACAGCCUCCGCUUCUCCAGUGACACUGGCGCCUAUGCCCUCUUCUUACAGUUUCCUCCUGCAAACAGGCUGGCGUCCCCCGAGACCAGCGUUAGCGUGUCUGCCCACAACGCUGCCAUCGGGCUUGCCAAGGCCCCUGGCAGCACCGGGCCCUGGGAGAAGUUCUGCUUCGGCCUUGACGCCUCUGCUCUGCAGGAAAGAUUGUUUGUCAGUGAAGAAAAUGUUGAUGGAUUUCUAGGCACUGUUUUAUGCCCUUCCUUUUGCUCCCAAUCAGCACUGGAAAGUCAGCCAUUAAUUGAAGUGCUUGAUGUUACUGAGGACAGAAUUCAAAUCAGGUUGAAGCCGCAGGAAGGAGUCCAUUCUGAACCUGAUGGAAAAGAAGAAACGCUUAGCAGCUCAGGAGGAGAUCUCGCUGAAAAGACAAAUGGCGACUCCCCCCAAACAAAGGCAGAAACAAACUGUCCUGCAGCUGAGAGGGUCGAAGGAGAAUGUGCUACAGAAACCAACAAAACUUCCACGUCUUUUGCAACAGCUGAAACAAUAGGAAAAGUAGGUUGUAGUUCACACCAUUGUUUGCAGCAUGAACCUUCUGACACCAGUUCAGCGAUUCCUGGCGAAUCUAGGAGAAAGGAACCAGAUUUAGAAAGGGAUGAAGCGGCUGCGCCCGUGGGGUCGGCACAGGGCAACCGGCGCAGCUCGGACAGCAGACCAGCCUCCCCGCUCCUGCGAGAAGUGAACGCGCAGGAUGGGAGCCUGCAGAUUGUUAGGGAUCACGUAACGCACUGCCCGGUCGUGUUUCAGAAUUCUUUGCUGUAUGAAUUGGACUAGUUUAAUUAUUUUAGGAUUUCCUUCUGUUCUUUGAUGUUUACUGCGACUUCCACAUGCUGGUUUAUGACUUCAGGGCUAAGAGUAGAACACAGGUUCCUACUGAAACUGUUUUGUUUACAUGUCAACAUAGAAUACUUACGUUGUUAAUAAUAUUUGAAGUUAAUAGGUCUGAGUUUUCUAAUCACAUGUAUGGGCUGAAAUAGUUUGACUUACAAGAAGGAUGCAGUUGAAGGUGAAUCUGAGCUCGUGGAAGAAAAUGCACCUUUAUUGUUUACAUAACUUUCUUAGUCUCUUGCUACAUUACAGAGAGUAUUUGUCUAUAUCCUUCUUCUAAUGGCUCCCUCGGGAAUUGCUGUGUUUAGGCCACCUAGAAAUGAGCGGUAUUCAUCAUUUUUCAAACCUUUCAUUUUGUGCUAACUAACUGCAGGAUUAGACUUGCAGUGACUUUUAGCAAUCAAAUGAAAUUUCUAAUUACACGGAGAAGUUCUAAUUAGUCUCCUAGAAAUAAUCCACAUUUAUACCAUGUAUUCCAUCCUAGUACAUUACUUCAGAUCCGCAGCAGCCAGACAUACCCCAGUCUGUCAACCGAACAAAUUCAAUUGCACAAUAAAAACAUCCUCUCUUGUUGCACGUCUGCUACUAAGUAUUUACAAUUUGUGAAAUGGAUUCACUUUAUCCAGAUUAGAUUUACUUUUCAAAAACAGUUCCCCACGGGCUUCAGCAGGCUGUUUGCUGGUUCAUCUCUCUGAAGUGCGAUAACCAGAAGAACAUAUCUAAUAAUAAACUUUCAGUUCCCUUUC